AUGACUGCAAUUCAACUACCGGGGAGACAAAAUAGAUUCUCGCCCACGAAGACUAAGAAUGAGUUCAAAUCGUUCAUUACAGACAAUCUUAAGUUCCAAAAUAGACUUACUCGCCAACUACAGUUGAAACUAAAGAAAGAUCCAAAUUUACUGAAUAAUUUGAAUGACAUCGCGGAGCUCAGGAUUUGCAAGAAUCUGAUCCGAUAUGAGGACUAUACCGAAAUGAAUAAGCUCUGGAAAGGCUACAUGCUAGAGAUUUUGGGUACGACCAAUCACAUACCCACGAUGGUGAGCAAGCUUUCGAGCAGCGAAUUAAUUGGAUCAGAACUUGAAGUUAUUCAAAGCCGUUGCAUAAAUAAUAUAGGCACGAAAGGAAUUGUCAUUUGGGAAUCCCAACAAAACUUUGUGAUGGUGGUGCCACGACAAGCAAAUUGGAAGAAAGGUAUCAGUACGAUAAAGCCCGAGUUCACUUUGAAGGAGAGAAUCGGGGGAUUGAGGGUGAUAAGCAAGCGAAAUACGAAUUUCAAGCUACAGCUCGAAACUCAGGAGUCUUCGAUCACUUUUGAAAUCAUCGGAAAUAGGUUGCUCAUCAGAAGCACUGACCGUGCUACGCGAAGGUUUAAGAAUCAUUCGGUGAAAGACAUCGAUGUGUGA
This is a messenger RNA of Ogataea parapolymorpha DL-1, 654 nucleotides long. RefSeq lists its product as uncharacterized. The transcript has a single exon. The coding region runs from base 1 to 654 and encodes 217 amino acids. Gene Ontology annotation, biological process: tRNA 5'-leader removal; rRNA processing. Gene Ontology annotation, cellular component: ribonuclease P complex; ribonuclease MRP complex. Gene Ontology annotation, molecular function: ribonuclease P RNA binding. The record is from RefSeq and is a predicted model, not a curated record. NCBI's taxonomy places the organism in Eukaryota, Fungi, Ascomycota, Pichiomycetes, Pichiales, Pichiaceae.